UGCUGACAAGAUUUGACCGCAUAGAGUAGCCCACGUUUCCUUGAGUGGUCAUCCAUAAACUUACAGCCUAACGUUCACAUUUGCCCGUAUCCAUUGUGCGGUACCAAGUAAAUAGCCCGUUUACCAUCCGGUAAAAGAGAGCAAAGCCAAGUAGUUUGAAUGUUAGGACCCGGGGGAUCGUUAGGAGACCUAUCCGUAAACCACUCCCCGAGUGACAGGCAUCAGGUGGCCGUGGCAACCAGUCCGGCGCAGCGUCCUUCUAGCAGCUGCCUGUGCGCAACCAUUGCUCGGCCGAGGCUUUCUAGGCUUCGCUGCUCCUGGUCGGGGGGCCAGCUCUCCGGCACAAGGGGCCUGAUGAUCGGAUUCGGAUAUAAGGUUCCGCCGGCAUCAUGAAUGACCGGUACCAUAGGGCGGCCCGGGAUGGCUACCUGGACUUGCUUAAAGAGGCCACACGGAAGGAUUUGAAUGCUCCGGACGAAGAUGGAAUGACACCUACGUUAUGGGCUGCUUACCACGGCAACCUCGAGGCGCUACGACUCGUUGUAGGCAGAGGGGGGGACCCGGACAAGUGCGACAUCUGGGGGAACACGCCGCUGCACCUGGCGGCCGCCAACGGGCACCUGAACUGCCUGUCCUUCCUGGUGUCGUUCGGUGCCAACAUCUGGUGCCUGGACAACGACUUCCACACCCCGCUGGACAUGGCGGCCACCAAGAGCCACAUGGACUGCGUGCGCUACCUGGACUCCAUCGCGGCCAAGCAGACGGCGCUCAACCCCAAGCUGGUGAGCAAGCUGAAGGACCGGGCCUUCCGCGCGGCCGAGCGCCGCAUCAAGGACUGCGUGAAGAUGCAGCGCAAGCACCACCGCCGCAUGGAGCGGCGCUACCAGCGCGAGGCGUCCGAGGCCUCCGUGUCCGACGCCAUGAGCUUCUCCAGCUACACCAGCAGCACCCUCAGCCGCAAGCUGCCCUUCCCGGGCACCGCCAGCGUCAGCAUGCCAUACUCCCAGGCCACGCUUCACGCCACGGCCAGGGGCAAAACCAAGAUCCAGAGGAAGCUGGAGAAGAAGAAGCAGGGCGACGGGACCUUCAAGAUCUACGAGGACGGCCGCAAGAGCGUGCGCUCGCUCUCGGGCCUGCAGCUGGGCAACGACGUGAUGUUCCUGAAGCAGGGCACCUACCUCAGCCCCCGGGACCGGCGCCGGCGCAACGUGCGCGACAUGUUCCCCGGCGACGAGGACGCCGUGUCCCGCGCCAUCAGCGACCCGGGCCUGCACCUCCCGGCCGACACGGCGUACUCGGAGGUGAGCGCCGACUCGGGCCACGACUCGCUCUUCAACCGGCCCGGCCUGGGCACCAUGGUGUUCCGCCGGAACUACGUGAGCGGCGGGCUGUUCGGCAUCGGGGGCCGCGACGAGGGCAGCCUGGGGCCCGGCGAGGGGCCCCGCGUGCGCAUGCGCAGCCGGCUGCAGCGGUCCCCCAGCGUGGACGACAGCAUCGGCAGCGCCACGUCGCUGCAGGACCGCAACGCCGACGAGCUGCCCUGGGACGAGGUGGACCUGGGCCUGGACGACGACCACGAGCCCGACACCAGCCCCCUGGAGACCUUCCUGGCCACGCAGGGCAUGAGCGAGUUCAGCUCCAUCUUCAAGAGGGAGAAGAUCGACCUGGAGGCCCUGCUGCUCUGCUCCGACCUGGACCUCAAGGGCAUACACAUCCCCCUGGGCCCCCGCAAAAAGAUCCUGGACGCUUGCAAGCGGCGGCUGGAGACGCUGGAGGACCCCGACGCCAUCGAGGACACGGAGCUGUGAGUGGGACUACGGCCGUUCCUGAGCGCACGUAGAUAACACACGGAUUCGUCACAAGCGUGACAACAUUCUGACGCACAGACCGACCCGUUGGAUGGACGGGGGCUGUUCGUGGGAUGGGGGGUUCUGGUGCCAAGGGUGGGGACUGCU
Molecule: messenger RNA, 1955 nt
Organism: Conger conger (European conger)
Lineage: Eukaryota; Metazoa; Chordata; Actinopteri; Anguilliformes; Congridae
Product: pre-mRNA splicing regulator USH1G-like
Exons: 4
Coding region: 390-1808 (472 amino acids)
Biological process (GO): sensory perception of light stimulus; equilibrioception; sensory perception of sound
Molecular function (GO): protein binding
Source: RefSeq, a predicted model, not a curated record